Sorghum bicolor (sorghum) is the source of this 2623-nucleotide messenger RNA. Its product is annotated as pentatricopeptide repeat-containing protein At4g18520, chloroplastic. The transcript has a single exon. NCBI's taxonomy places the organism in Eukaryota, Viridiplantae, Streptophyta, Magnoliopsida, Poales, Poaceae. The record is from RefSeq and is a predicted model, not a curated record. The coding region runs from base 394 to 2271 and encodes 625 amino acids. Gene Ontology annotation, biological process: RNA modification. Gene Ontology annotation, molecular function: RNA binding; protein binding.
AACAAAUUAGGGUCGGCACGCGACGGCCCAUGGGCCAUCCAGCAAAGAAUCUCAAUUGUGACCAGGGCUACCAUUGCUUGCAGGCCGAAAAGGCGAAAAUGUGACCACUGACCCACUCACCCUGUCAAAAAAAAAAAAAACACCAAACAAACAAACAAACUCUCCCACAGAAUCAAAAUCAGCUCACCCACUCAGCUUCCUAUCCCGCAGCGGCGCACCCCCCCUCGCCGGCAGCCGGCGGCGGCGAGUACGUCUCCUGCCGUUACCACCAGCAAAUUCCCCCCCCGUUGCGGCCACUCCCCACUUCCCUCUUCCUGCUUGGUCGCGCCUUCGUUGUGCUCAUCUCUUCUCCCUCCGAGUCCAGGCGCGGGCAGGAAGUGGGAGGAGGUCCAGAUGCUACUAUGCUGCUGUCCUUUUCCCCACCAAAUCGAGACCUGUGCUCCGCGCUCGCCGUUUCACCCGAGCUGCUUGCCGCGGAGCUCGCUCAGCUCCGGGGAGCAGGGGAGGAGCAAAAAGAGCAAGUUCCACCGCGUCAGGGCGCAGGUUUUCAAGUCCAAGAACCAGUCUUUGCGCUCCCAAUCCCACCGGGAUGAUGGCCACGGGGACCCUACGGAUAAAAUCCCGAGAAAGGAUUUGCCUUGUUCCGCGGCGCCGUCGCUGCCGGACGCCGGGGCGGUCGCGCUCUGGCUGCGUUACUGCCGGAGCGCGCUCGACGUCCGGAGAACGCACGCGGUUGCCCUGCGGUCGCUCGGCAGCCUGGGGAUGUUCGUGUCCAACAAUUUGAUCAGCGCUUACGUGCGGUUCGACGAGGCUGCUAAUGCGAGGAAGGUGUUCGACGAAAUGCGCGAGAGGAGCGUCGUGUCGUGGACGGCUAUGAUGAAUGGGUAUCAGAAGCUUGGCCGCCACGGUGAGGUUGUGAGGCUUUUGAUGGAUAUGCUGGCCACUGGCAUCGAAGGUAACAGCUUGACUUUUGUUUGCCUGUUGAAAUCCUGUGGGGAGCGAUGUGAUGCCAAGUUGGGGCAACAGGUCCACUGUUGCGUUGUGAAGGGUGGCUGGAGCAAUGUGAUAGUGGACAGCGCUGUCGCACACUUCUAUGCUCAAUGCGGUGAUGUUGCCGCUGCUUCAACUGUGUUUGAUAGGAUGGCUUCCCGCGAUGUUGUCUCAUGGACAACGAUGAUCACGGCUUAUGUGCAGCAUGGGCAUGGUGACAAAGCUCUUCAGAUGUUUCCAAAAAUGGUGUCUGAGGGAUUUCGCCCCAAUGAGUUCACUGUUUGCAGCGCCCUCAAGGCUUGCGCAGAGGAGAAGGCUCUAAGAUUUGGGAAGCAGUUGCAUGGUGCGAUUGUGAAAAGGCUGUACAAAUAUGAUAUCCAUGUCGGGAGUGCACUUGUCACUAUGUAUGCCAGAUGUGGUGAGGUAUUUGAUGCUCAGGCAGUGUUUGAUAAGAUGCCAAGAAGAAACACUAUUACAUGGACUUCAAUGAUCUCUGGAUACGCUCAAAGUGGGUGUGGUGAAGAAGCUGUCUUGUUGUUCCGAAAGAUGAAGAUGCGCAGAGUAUUUGUCAACCAUCUUACUGUUGUUGGCCUCCUUAGUGCUUGUGGCUCUAUGCAGUCAAUUUAUCUUGGAAAAGAACUUCAUGCACAGAUAAUAAAGAACUGUAUGGAACAGAAUCUUCAGAUUGGGAGUACGCUUGUUUGGUUUUAUUCCAGAUGUGGGGAGCAUACGUAUGCUGCAAGAAUUCUAGAAGCGAUGCCUGACCGUGAUGCUGUCGCAUGGACAGCUAUGAUUUCAGGCUAUAACAAUCUUGGCCAUAAUGUUGAAGCACUUAAAUCAUUAGAUGAGAUGUUAUGGGAUGGCGUGGCACCAAAUACUUACACUUAUUCCUCAGCUUUGAAAGCUUGUGCCAGAUUGGAGGCUCUUCGAGAUGGAAGGAGGAUCCAUGGUGUUGUUAACAAGACCCAAGCUUUCUCAAAUGUCUUUGUGGGAUGCUCACUGAUUGAUAUGUACAUGCGGUGUGGGAAAGUCGAUGAAGCUCGAAGAGUCUUCGAUGCCAUGCCAGAGCACAACUUAGUGACAUGGAAAGUGAUGAUUACAGGAUUUACUCAGAAUUGCCUCUGUGAAGAGGCUUUAAAAUACAUGUACCUAAUGCAGCAAGAUGGGUAUGAUGUUGAUGACUUUGUGCUUUCGACGGUUUUGUCUUCAUGUGGAGGUCAUCAGUUGAAAUCAGACUGCAUCCUCAAUAACCUGUCCACUUUCAGUGAAGUUUUAGACUAGUUAGCGAAUACCAGCAAAAUGCUGGUACAACUGUACAAAGUCACUGGUUGGUCUCAGGAUUCUGGAACAAGUUUCUUUGUCUGAUUGUGCAUUUGAAAACACAACGAGAAGCCUGUCAUUUCAAGGUGUGGGUACAUAUAUCUGUACCUCAAAGCAACCUCUACUAACUAUUUUCUUCUGUUUCCUUACGAAGCUGUGUAUAUACCAUAGUUCAAGCAUUUUUAGCUUUGUUGCAACCAGAAUAGUUCUUGCAGUUUAGUUUAUAUAUCCUGGAUGAAUGGGAAUUUGUCUACUUCUGUAAACAGGUUUUCAUCGUACUGAUAGUGCAUUUAUUUGGUAUUUUAUAUGUUAA